Molecule: messenger RNA, 729 nt
Organism: Suillus subaureus
Lineage: Eukaryota; Fungi; Basidiomycota; Agaricomycetes; Boletales; Suillaceae
Exons: 4
Coding region: 1-729 (242 amino acids)
Source: RefSeq, a predicted model, not a curated record
AUGACUCUUGUCUAUCAACUUGCUGCCAAUUUUCCCAGCAUCUGGAAGGAUGUUAACAGAGUUAUCUGUGACAAUCCCACUCUAUUAGAUCCAGACAAGUCUCUCUCCGAUCAAAUGGAGGCUCUCUUUCUCCAACCUCUUCACAAUCUUCAACUUAGAUUGCGCAGGUGUCCACCUCUGACAUUUGUUGUCAAUGCUCUUGAUGAAUGCACAUCCAAACCUGAGCUUACUGAUCUGAUCCUUUCCCUUGCAUGGGCUCUUUCCUUUCAGAACAGGGAGGUGCAGCUGUUGUUGUGUGAAAUACCCAUGAAAACUUCUGGGGAGAGUGUUACUACCAUCAUCUCGCUCGAUGGCACUGAUGUUGACAAAGACAUCUACAUUUUCUUGCAGCAUUCCUUCACAGAGCUGGCAAAUUGCCAUACUGAUUUCCCUCAGCCAUUGAAAGAUGAUCUUGUGAAGCUGCUGAUGCUCAAGCUAACGAGUGAACUGCUGCCAGGAACAGAGGUGUACAAGUUAUAUGAUUGUAUCCUCUCCACAUGUGCCAACCCCAAGUGGGCUUACAUUCACUUGUCCAUUGUUGCUGCCCUCACAGACCCUCUUCCCAUCGCACAAAUCUUGUCACUUUUUAGCCCUGGUUUAGGCAGAGAUGUGCAAACAAUGCUGAUACAACUAUGGUCUGUCAUGGAUAUCCCUACAGACAGCACUCUCCCUCCUCCCUCAAAUAUGUGA